AUGAACCUGGGUGACCAGAAGGACAGGACUGGGUGUACAGUGGGCACAGGGUUAGUUAAUCCCAAAUCCUGGCAUUUAUUUGUGUCUCUUGCCUUCCACAGUAAUCAAGAUGAUUACCAACUUGUUCGAAAACUUGGUCGUGGGAAGUAUAGUGAAGUAUUUGAGGCCAUCAACAUCACCAACAAUGAAAGAGUGGUUGUAAAAAUUCUCAAGCCAGUGAAGAAAAAGAAGAUAAAACGUGAGGUUAAGAUUUUGGAGAACCUUCGUGGUGGAACAAAUAUCAUUAAGCUGAUUGAUACUGUAAAGGAUCCUGUGUCAAAGACACCAGCUUUGGUAUUUGAAUAUAUCAAUAAUACAGAUUUUAAGCAACUCUACCAGAUCCUGACAGACUUUGAUAUCCGGUUUUAUAUGUAUGAACUACUAAAAGCUCUGGAUUACUGCCACAGCAAGGGAAUCAUGCACAGGGAUGUGAAACCUCACAAUGUCAUGAUAGAUCACCAACAAAAAAAGCUGCGACUGAUAGACUGGGGCCUGGCGGAAUUCUAUCACCCUGCUCAGGAGUACAAUGUUCGUGUAGCUUCGAGGUACUUCAAGGGACCAGAGCUUCUUGUGGACUAUCAGAUGUAUGACUAUAGCUUGGACAUGUGGAGUUUGGGCUGUAUGUUAGCAAGCAUGAUCUUUCGAAAGGAACCCUUCUUCCAUGGACAGGACAACUAUGAUCAGCUUGUUCGCAUUGCCAAGGUUCUGGGUACAGACGAGCUGUAUGGGUAUCUGAAGAAGUAUCAUAUAGACCUAGAUCCACAUUUCAACGAUAUCCUGGGACAACAUUCACGGAAACGCUGGGAAAACUUCAUCCACAGUGAGAACAGACACCUUGUUAGCCCUGAGGCCCUAGACCUUCUGGACAAACUUCUGCGAUAUGACCAUCAACAGAGACUGACUGCCAAAGAAGCCAUGGAGCACCCAUACUUCUACCCCGUGGUGAAAGAGCAGUCCCAGCCUUGUGCAGAGAACGCUGUGCUUUCCAGUGGUCUCACGGCAGCCCGGUGAAGACUGGAGAGCGACGGGUCUGUUGCGGUACCUCCCACUUUUCCAUAAGCAGAACAAGAACCAAAUCAAACGUCUUAACGUGUGUAGCGAGAUCACGUUCCGUGAGCAGACACAAAACGGUGGCAGGUUUGGCGAGCACGAACUGAAGGGCAGCCUACCACCGUAUAUCAAACCUCACUUCCGAAUGUAAAAGGUUCACAUGCCUUGACUUCCUGUUGACUUCCUCCCGACCCAGAAAGCAUGGGAAAUGUGAAGGGUAUGCAAAAUGGUUGUUGGUUACUGUUGCUCUCCACGCCCCUUGAUGUGUCCUGUGGCCGCCUGUUUUUCCAGCAAACCACGUUAAUUAGCUGACCACAGACACCACAGUGGGGGAAUGGGGGCAAUAUAUGGCAUGACGGGCAGUUACAUAUUAUUUUAAAAGUAUAUAUUAUUGAAUAAAAGGUUUUAAAAGAAAUGUAUGGAGAGUUUUCAGUAUGGAAAGGACCAUUUAAAAAGACCUAUGACCAUGGAGGACUGAGUGACAGAAGAUCUUGUGUGCCAGGUUCCAACCAGAGGAAAGUGGGGGAAGUCCCGAGGUGAGGAGGGCCAGUUAUAAAGAGCAAUGCAGAGAAAAGGGAGUGUUCAGAGGUGUGGAGUGACCCAUCCUAGGAGUGGGGCAACCAGAGAAAGGAAGCACCCAGUGGGCUGGGAGAGCUGGCCAGUGGCCACCCGGGCCCCAGUCUGAAUUGGGUGAGUGGCCCAGCAUUUGAAGUAGGUAAAUAUUGCCUCCACUGAACUCAAAAAGAUGCCUUAGCCCUUUUUUUUGCUGUCCCUUGGCUUAUGUCUGAACAUUUCAUUCCAUGUCCUAAUCCUGCCCGCCUCCCCUCUGAAAAAACACCUCGUCCCAGAGGCUGGUGGAGCCUACUGUCCAGAGGCAGGGGAGGGAUGAGCUGGGGGCUGCUCCUGGUCACGUUCUGACGCUCCAUGAAUGAGAAGUGAACUGGUCCUCCCAAAUGGCAAAGAGGCUGGAGUGGAAGCAACAGUUGUAUGUUUAGUGAAAACAAAACCAGUUUUACAAACGGCUUUGCUGGCUCCCUCAGACCUGGGUCUUACCUCCCAGAACAGCUGUGCCGGGGGUGGGCAGUGAGAACAGUGGCCACAGCCUGGUGGCCACCCAGCCUUGCCUCUGAUGGCUGGGCCUGUGUCCUCCCACUGCCUGUAGAGGGCAGAAGAAUAAGCAGAAGUGGACACCCAGGUUGGGGUGCCGGCCUGGUCUCCACAGAGGCCAUUUGUUCCACACAACACUCCUCCUCUGCUGCUUGUUCUGAACAGCUGUGUGAAUCCAAGUGUGGACACUCAGGGCAUGUGGAGCAAUUAUAGAAAAAGGCAAAGAGGUCCCUGUCAGGGCUGCCACCACCACGCCACAGUGUCCUUUGGACCAGCUUCUGCCAUUUUCAAACAGUUCCUCAGGCCUGAGAGCUUGAAAUUACCUGCCCCUGGAUACCAGCGAGUGAAAACCCACAGGCCACCAGCAGAGGACUUUGCCAGGCCAGUGGGACAUAAACAGACUUGGUACUUCCUGGCCCCAUCACUGACCUAAUUUGUUUAAGCUGAAUCUUUUGUGGGGCUCUACAAAUUCUUGUUGGUCUUCCAGAUCUCUGGGAUGGCAUCAAAAUACCUCAUUUGAAUGUGUGUGUUUUACCUACACAGCAUGUAUGUGUUAUCUCCAUGUGGACCUGCUGGUGUUUAAGGCCCUUUCCAGAUGUGGAGGGUCUUGUACAAACAGGUCCACAAGUGGUGGGCUUGGGGCUUGGAAUGUUCACUUUGCCCUCAAUCUCUCCUCCUGUCUUCAACCCUGGCUCUCCUUAACUUUCCAGUAUGGAAGUCUCGAUUUCCAGAAACUUCUGAAGGAUAUUAAAUAAGCUUGGGUUUUGAGGAUGGUUAUGGUUGGGGAGGAGAGUGGUUGUAGAAGGAAGCAGAAGGAGAAGUUUUUGCUUAGGUGGUUUUGACUUUGAGAGAAGGGAGCCUGCUGACCCAAGGAUCAUCUGUAGUUGGAGUUUCAGAAUCACAUCUUCCAAAAGUCCUGUUUGUAUUUUGGUGGAUUAAUAUUUAUUGCAUUUUCCUGAAGAUUGAAAUAAUCCAUGCUUGUGGUAAAUAAAUGCAAAUGAAUUUUAUCAUUAUCAACAGAAAAGUUGAUGAAGCCCCACCACUAUGCGCACCGGUGCACACAUGCACGCCCUUUCUUCCGUUGGAGGUAACAACUGUUAAAAUUGGUGUGUAUGCUCCCAUUUUUUCCUAUGCAUUUACUGACAUUGAUUCUCAUGGUAAUAGGAAUGUAAUAGAAAUGUAAUUGAACUCUGUUAUUUACCAGAAACUUGGCAUUUUCACUUAACUGAAAAUCUUAUUAUAUUUGUGUGUAGAUCUACCUCACCCCUUUAUCAUGGCGGCAUGGUAUUCCAUUCUGUGACGUAUCACAACUGAAACAAUUCCUUCUUCAUAGACUCUGGGUUGUUUCUAUUUUCAGUAUUGCUGCAGUGGGCAAAUCUGCACAUAAGUUUUUUUGAAUUGGUUAUAUGUAAAUAAAAUCUUAAAGAGUUACUAUGCCAUAUGAUUUUUUAAAAAAUGUUAUGAUUCUGAGAAGGCAGUGUUCUGCCCCUUCCACACUAGUACAGAUUAGACCUGCCAUGACUUUAGUCAUGGGGUUCUUGGGGGGUUUAGGCACUUGGGGCCUGGUGCCCAGUGCCUGUGAGCUUUCUGGGGACCUACAGAAAUGUUUAAAUCUGAAAAACAAGUGAUGACUCUACAUCAAGAAAGUUGAAAAUAAAAAUUAAGUGGAAUUAAAUGUCUUAAAAUGGAUAAUCCUAUGAAAUUUAUUGUUGUUAAAGUCAAUAUUUACUUUAAAACAUACUUUUCUCAUUCCAGUGAGUUACCAUCAUAAAAUCCAAUGAUUCCACAAGCAAAUUCUAAAGAUUUUUUUUUAAUUACAGGAAGAAAUUAUCUUAAAUAUGAAAAAUAGUUUCAUUUUAAUGUAUUUGGAAUGCUAUGGAAAAACCUUCAAAAGUAAGCAUGCCGAGAGCCAGCAAAUGUUUUAAAAUAGCCCUGGCUAGAGGGGGCCAGGUGGAAUGGAUGAGCAACAUUUCCAGAAUAUUAUUCUUCAGGCUGUUGAAAUAAUGUGCCUCUCAAAUGAUUUUACUAGGUGAAGAAGCCAGACUCAAAAAGCUGCACACUGAGUGAUUCCAUUUAUGGGACAUUCUGGAAAAGGCAAACCAGGGAUGAGAGCAGGUCUCCGGUUGCCUAGGAUUAACGAUGGCUACAGAGGGUUAGUAUGAGGUCAUUUUGGGGGGUGCUGCAAUCAUUCUGUGGCCUAAAUGUGAUGGUUGUAUGACUUGGUGCCUUUGUCAAAACUGUACACCAAAAAAAAAGUACAUUUUAUUGUUUGUAAACUUAAAAAUUCAUUUUAAAAAAUAACAAUAAUGUGCAGGGGCCUAACAGCAUCCCUUUGGACUUCAGGCUCAGAUUAGCAGGAACCUCAUCUGCCCGCCUCUGACUUUUCCUAAUAGUCAGGACUGAUGGUCUUCCUUGGAUAGAACUGCUGGGACCCACUUCAGUUGCCCUUGACCAGCUGAAGACUCCAGGCAUUCAGGGCACGCUUCCGUCUUUGCUCUCGGCUGAGGGACAAACUCCACCUCGUUGCUGUGCCUCUCCCUCCUACCCCCAUAUCAUCAGGGAGAGGUGAAAAAUAAGUUCUGCCUUACAGUGCAUGGCAUGUCUGUCCCUUGUGUGUCCCAAGGGAAGGUUCUCUGUGUUUCUAGACUUGGACUGACAGGAAGGGUUGCUGUCCCCUGGGUGUUAGCAUCUGACCAGGGUUUUUAUGCACUGAAAGGAAUGCUUAUAACUACUUAUGUUUCAAAUAAUGUCUUCAUUAUUAAAAUUGUACAUUUAAAAAUCUCA
Molecule: messenger RNA, 4980 nt
Organism: Ictidomys tridecemlineatus (thirteen-lined ground squirrel)
Lineage: Eukaryota; Metazoa; Chordata; Mammalia; Rodentia; Sciuridae
Source: RefSeq, a predicted model, not a curated record